CCAGGAACCGCGAGCCAUAGAUCACGCGUAUACGUCGCGCAUCUGCGGCGCCGUUAGUCAUCGGCGACGAGGAACCCGUCCGGUUCGAUUUCACGCGCGUUUCGUCGGCUCCGGUCGCUUCGACUUCGCUCCGAUCUCGCUCUUCGGUUUUGCGCUUCGAGCUGCGACCAAAACGCUCAUCGGCUUCGCGAGUACGGAGAACCGUUGACAAGCAACGUGGACAAGCAAGAGGUUCGAGUGAUUAUUAUUUCGCACGGUGGUUGGUAAACUGGUUCUCGUCGAUUACCGGUUUCAUAGGGAUGAUCGGUUCGAAGAUCGAGCAAUAAAUUAUUUUGGCCCGUUGCUUGGGAGCUUUGGUACGAGUUUACCGUGUGGUUUGGAAAAAAGUGUAGAAAUUUCCGGCCGUAUCGUAGUUUUCCAAUCGAGUGAAAGAAAGAGUUUUGGCGAUACGCAUUUGUCCUUUAAUCGUCAUUUUACAUGCAUACGAUUUUCUGUUCCGUUCGCGUUCCUCUUUCGUUAAAUGUUCGCGUUUUCGUUGGAUAUCUCGAGCGAGGACUGAUCGUUGUAUUAGCAAUCUUAUUUGUUUCCCUUAGCUUUAGUUCUUAACGUAGAACCGGAGUGACAGAUUGAUCGAACGUCAUCGACGUUUCUUUUCCUUUUUCAAAAUUGAAUCGCUAAAAGUGCGCGAUACAUGUUACUAAAUAUUUAUGGUAAAAUCGAGGAUCGAAUAGCGCAGAAAUACUUCGUUUAAACGGUAAAUCAAGAAACUGCACCGUUUCCAUGAAAUAUGUACGUAUCUCGUUUACUUUUGGGACAAGGUGGCUACCGUCACUCGUUUCGGGAUCUUAAGAGACGAUGAAACGUUAUCGAAGAUUCGACUGUAAAUUUCCACGACGUAUUUAAGCCAGAUCUGUACCGUCGAUCAACUUUUAAGAUCGGAGGAAAUCCGCGAUUCGCCAGUAAAAAUCAGACGGAUUAUCUCGCAGUUUCAGGAAAGCAUGGAGGACAGUAGCCGGGGUGAGAGUUUGUGCAAAGUUUGCGGCGACAAAGCAUCCGGCAAGCAUUACGGAGUACCGAGUUGCGACGGAUGCCGUGGCUUCUUUAAGCGGUCGAUCCGCAGGUAUGCGAGAAACCUGGAUUACGUCUGUAAGGAGAACGGUCGCUGUAUCGUGGACGUUUCUCGUCGUAAUCAGUGCCAGGCAUGUCGGUUUACCAAGUGCCUUCAGGUCAACAUGAAACGAGAUGCGGUGCAGCACGAAAGAGCUCCACGAAAUACCUCGUCCCUGGUCGCAGCCGCGAGAAGAGGUCCGUCGGUUUUAUAUCCUGGAAUCCCACACGUUUACCACGCAGCGAGCAACCCUUACCAUCCCCUUUUGUAUCCUGCGCUAUUUCCCUUCAAGCCGACAAUGUCGGCUUUUACACCAUCGGUCGCACAUUUUUUGCCACGUUCACCGACAGAGCCGUUAACAGUGAACACAGCUAAAGAGGACGAGGUGACGAGUUCCGAGGAGGCUGGACCGAUCGAAACGAGAAUCGAACCAAAGGAGGAACUCGCAUGCGCUCGACUAGCACCGUCCGUCACGAACUCUGCAGCAACGGAUUAUAUAUCUAGCUUCUCUAUUUUACCCACGGAGAACAUCUACGAAUUUGCGGCGAAAUUACUCUUCUUUGCUGUCAGAUGGGCGAGAAGCAUUCAUUCGUUCUUACAACUGCCCUACAGGGACCAAACUAUUCUACUGGAAGAAUCUUGGAGCGAGCUUUUCGUGUUGACCGCCGCGCAGUGGAACUUUCCAGUCGAAGAAUCCACUUUGGUACCGAACGAUUUAUCAUCCGAAAGAAAGGAGACGCUCGUCGACGAAGUAAGGAAGCUGCGAGAGUUAUUGGCAAAAUGUGCUCUUCUCAGGGUCGAUCAUUCGGAAUACGCCUGCUUGAAGGCCAUAGUUCUCUUCAAAGGAGAAUCGCGAGGACUAUGCGAACCAGGGCGAAUAACAGCGUUACAAGAACAAACGGUAGCUGUAUUCUGUGAGAGGGAUGCACGGAGGGUUGGACGACUUUUGCUGCUGUUGCCGCCCGCACGCGCGCUUUGUCGAUCUAUCUUGCAAGAAUUGUUGUUCAAGCCGACGGUAGGGGAUGUCAGCGUGGAACGAUUAUUGGGCGACAUGGUCAGUGCUCUCAGGCCGACAUAACGCCAAUUCGACUCGGUCGGUACGAUACUCUUGGGGCAAGCCACCAAUUUAUAUCAACAAUUGCUUCAAAGACAAUUGCAACAUUUUUGGAGGAACGAUCGUUUCCAAUGAUCGUGAGAUUUCGGCGUUUUAUCGUUCGCUAUUUCUUUUCAAAUCACGAGGAGACGAGGAGUAAUAGUACCGAUGCAUCGA
This is a messenger RNA of Bombus impatiens (common eastern bumble bee), 2378 nucleotides long. RefSeq names its product COUP transcription factor 1-like. NCBI's taxonomy places the organism in Eukaryota, Metazoa, Arthropoda, Insecta, Hymenoptera, Apidae. Gene Ontology annotation, molecular function: RNA polymerase II cis-regulatory region sequence-specific DNA binding; nuclear receptor activity; zinc ion binding. The record is from RefSeq and is a predicted model, not a curated record. The transcript has 8 exons. Gene Ontology annotation, biological process: regulation of transcription by RNA polymerase II; anatomical structure development; cell differentiation. The coding region runs from base 999 to 2186 and encodes 395 amino acids.